Molecule: messenger RNA, 2246 nt
Organism: Exophiala viscosa
Lineage: Eukaryota; Fungi; Ascomycota; Eurotiomycetes; Chaetothyriales; Herpotrichiellaceae
Product: fungal-specific transcription factor domain-containing protein
Exons: 1
Coding region: 192-2087 (631 amino acids)
Biological process (GO): DNA-templated transcription; positive regulation of transcription by RNA polymerase II
Molecular function (GO): sequence-specific DNA binding; zinc ion binding; DNA-binding transcription factor activity, RNA polymerase II-specific
Source: RefSeq, a predicted model, not a curated record
CAAUCACCAACCCAGUGCACUUUUCGAACAUUGAUUUGCUAUUGGGAAUCUCGCAUCUCCCAUGCAAAAUGGCGCCAUCUAGAGGAAUUGGCUUAUCUCGGUCUGGCGGAAGGAGUUGACAUUCACGACAACUUCAUGCUGUAAUCGAAUCAAGCACUGAUAUAAGGCAUUGUACAGUCCAUGUCAGGCCGAUGUCGAACAGUGGCCCCUCCACGGGAGGUGGUUAUUCACGUUUCCGCGUGAGAUCAUCGACUUCCCAUGAUGAUUGGCAGUUACCCUCACCGAAAAGACCUCGUCUCAACACUGACGGCCCAGACUCGAGUUCGAAUGCCUCAGGCCACGCCGAGUCAGCUUGCCUUCGAUGUCGGAAACGAAAAAAGCGAUGUUGUCGCACAUUACCCCAGUGUACCGCCUGCGACACGACUGGUGUUCAGUGUUCUUAUCCCAGCAGUGACAAUUUAUCAAUAACUGUUGCGGAAGUCAAUGAGCUGAGAGCCCAGAUUGAACGCCUAUCCCAACAAAAUGUAGUCAAGAACAACAGCAACAGCAACAGCUACGUCUUGAGCCCAGCAGACACAUUCAAGUCUGGCUCUCUCGGAAACGGCCCGGACAACGACCAGGAAGAUACCUUGUUUCUCGCACGAACAACGGAGGCAAAUGGUUCCAACCACUCGUGGAACUGGUCACCCGACUUGGGCCAUACACCACGGCCUCCAUCCAACAACCUGCGCUUACCAGCAGGUCUUGCAGUCCGCGAGCUCGUCGAUGGCUACUUCCGACACGUUCACAAAGCCUAUCCAUUCCUCGACCAAGGCCAGGUCUUGAAAGACAUUGAUGAUGCAACAACUCGGCCGGGCAACAACUCGGAAGGUUUAUCACCUCUCAUAUACAUGCUCUCCGUCAUAGGCUGUAUCACUUUACACCGUGCUGGAAAAUUGUCAGAUGAUAUUCUUGCCAGCAUCAAGGUGCCAUAUGAGGAACUGAUCGGUCAAUGCAUGUUGGACCCGAGCAUACAUGCGGUCGGCAUGCUCCUUUUACUUGCAUGUUAUUCCACCUUCGACCCCACUGAAAUCUGUCCAUGGAUAGUGAUCGGACUCGCCGGUCGACAGGCAAUUGUGCUGGGUCUCAACCGCAAGUCAACCAGGGAAUCUGGCUUGACGCUACAAGAAGUUGAGCAACGGAAUCGAUUGUUCUGGAGUAUCUAUGCACUCGACCGCGAAGUUGCGGCAUCAUUUGGUCUUCCGCCCUCGAUAAAUGACGAAAACAUCAAUGUACCUCUGCCAUCCGUCACCAUCGACGAAUAUGCUUCGGCAACUCGGGUGCAGCUCUCCAAGGUUCUGCAGGUGUGUCGAAACUCGAUUGCAUUACGCGACCUCGAAGGGAAGAUUCUGCAAAAGGUUCAUCUUGCCAAUCCCAUCUCAACACUGAAUAUUGGCAUGGCAGAUCGACAGGCUAUUGUCAGUCAGUUUGUGUCACAGCUUGACGAUUGGUACGCCAACGGCUGCCUUCUGUCACAGUCCGAGAACGACGAAAUAUCGUUCCACGACAAUAUCCCGUGGUUGAAUGCACGGUAUCACGGCGUCCUUAUCCUGCUGCAUUACCCUUCGCGCUUCAAUGCAUAUUACUGCAGAGAGCAGCUCAGUUCUUUGCGGGAAUCGAUUCGCAGAUGCGUUCAGUGCAGCGCAGUGCUCCUUCAACAACAGCAUCUAAUGCUGCAUCACAACACCCUGAAUAAGGUACUGGUGAUUUGUCUCUUGCUUGUAUUUUGCUUGAUGCAGGGCAAUUCGGAGGUUGUGCAAGUGGGCGAAGUGAGGCAGGACGUUUCUUCCUGCAUCGACAUUCUCGAAGACUUUACAGGUCGAUGGACGUUGGCGAAGCGCAGUCUCAUUGUCUUUCGGGAUUUGGAACGCCUCCUCCCCACCAUUCGCCCAGGUGCCGGCCACAAGUCACCGACCACAAUCGAAUCUCUGAGAAGGGUACAAUCUGAUGCACAGAGCCUGAUCCGUGACGGCUUGGGUCCGUCUAGUGUGUACAACAAUCUCUACCCACUCUCUGUUGAUCCAAGCUCUCAUUCAUCUGGGCACUGAUAGGGAUAGGUCAGGUUUCUUCCAUACCAUAUACGUGAAGCAACCAUACUGGUGCUUCGGCCAAUAACCCGAGACUGUAUGAACCCAUUUCUACACGUGUAAAUCUGCUUUUGGGCCUGGGUUCCGACUAGCAUCAAGGCACUUUGAUGACUUCGAUGU